Messenger RNA from Vicia faba (fava bean), 1455 nucleotides. The record is from the annotation of a GenBank genome assembly. Lineage: Eukaryota; Viridiplantae; Streptophyta; Magnoliopsida; Fabales; Fabaceae.
AUGGGGAUUGAAACUGAAAUUGAAGACAAAAAAUGGCGUUACACAUGGGAAGCACAAUCUCACACACCAAUCCUCCGCUUACUCCUUUUCCCAUUCUCCAAAACCCUAAACCACCACAAUCUCACCGUUCACCUUCAUUCCCCUCCCACUUUCCUCACUCUCACUUCUUCCUCCUCCUCCCUCUCCCUUAGGGUUCCGAUUCCCAACGUCUUACUCGACGCCGAACUUCCUCCCACCCUCCGCUCAUUCACCGACCAUAUCGAAAUCAAACUCGUACUCUUACUCCCCGUCGAUCACCCCGUCCUAUCCGAACUUCAUCAAACCUCACCAUUACCUCAACCUCUCCUAAUCGAAUACGAUGUAGACAAAUUGUCUUCUGCUGGAGAAGUUGAAUUUCUUUGUAGAACUUGCAGAUACCAUUUGACCAAUAAACCUAUCAGGAAUUUUGUUGAAAUGCCGUCACCGAAUUGGAGGGAGGUGGCUGACAAUUGGUUUGGGGCUUGUUGUUGUUCGUUUGGCGGUAUAAGUGAGAAGCUCGUCACGAGCUGCAUGGGUGUGGUCAUUGAUGUUUGUGAACUGAACUGUUCUUUUGAUGAGAAUGCAAGGGUUGCAAAUCCUGGGAAUGGAAAGCUUUCUGAUGAACCUGAUUGCAGUGAUUUUGCUCGUAUAUGUCUAGAUUUGAAUGACACUGAACACACGACCAAUAUUCAUAGUUGUUGUACUCAUUUAACGAGUACUCUAGGAGAUGAAGACGGUGAACAUCAUUUAUCUUCAAAUGCUAGGAAGAUUGAAACUGUGGAAAUUGUGGGAAAUCAGAAAUCUUUUCUUAAUGGUUUUCUUGAAGAUGUUUUCAUGGCUAGAUCAUCAAAUCUUUCAAAGAAUAUUGAUUGGCAUGAAUUUACAUGCCCGCAAUGCACAACUCUCCUUGGAGCCUACCCAUGUUGUGAGGGAUGUGCGCCUGUAGAUGGAGGAGUACGACUGUUCAAAUGUUAUAUUUCAACCUGUCUGCCAGUUUUAGGAUCAGGGGACAUUUUCAGCAAGUACACAAUGGACAAAAUGUUUGCGAAUCGGUUGGUCGAGUGUGCGGAUGACGAGUCAACAUUUCGGUUCGUUGUUAGAGAUCUGAAAACCAAAUCUCCUGUCCUGCAAAUCAUUCUUUUAAAUCUAGAUACUUGGUCCUGUUCUGGUUAUUGCUUUGGAGCAGAGGAGAAAGACCCAGAUCCUAAAUUACAGCUACGGCCGGUCAUCAAGGUCCUUUUUUCUGACUCCGAAGCAGCAACAGAAUCUCAACUAAGGGUGAUAGAAGAAUGGGCAGCUAAGAAUUCAGCUGAAGACAUUUUCAUGCUAACUAAUCAAAUACAAGACGUGGUGAAUUCAUUGAUGUCUGCAAAAGAUAUAUAUCCUCCUUCAUGUGCCUCCCUUCCUGGUUUAAUGCUGUCAUAUGUGCAACGGUAG